Hyaloscypha bicolor E is the source of this 1868-nucleotide messenger RNA. Its product is annotated as FAS1 domain-containing protein. Gene Ontology annotation, molecular function: cell adhesion molecule binding. Gene Ontology annotation, cellular component: extracellular matrix. The coding region runs from base 268 to 1677 and encodes 469 amino acids. Gene Ontology annotation, biological process: extracellular matrix organization; cell adhesion. The transcript is spliced from 3 exons. NCBI's taxonomy places the organism in Eukaryota, Fungi, Ascomycota, Leotiomycetes, Helotiales, Hyaloscyphaceae. The record is from RefSeq and is a predicted model, not a curated record.
UGGCACGCUCGAGGCGGCCCAUUCUUACGGAGCUAUCACCUUAACGGCAAGGCUUUAAAAUGCGAAUAUCGAAACUCUGUUGUGAAACCUCCAAUAGCCCUUCUGCCACGAGCCAUCCAACCUAGUAGCCACGGGCCGACCAGGUUCGGUUCCCAUUGCGGGGGAUGUUUAUGACAUUCGCAAUCUCCCGAGCCUCAGUUCGAACAAUGCUGGUUCUUUCCUUCCUUCCUGUUUGCUUUUCGACAUUCCUCCGAAGAUGGUGAGAAGAUGAAGCUAUUGCGAACUUCGAGCCUGUUGUGGCUGGCGACACUUGUUUCUCGUGGCUGGGCGAUCUCUCUCCUUGAGGUGCUGCAGGGCUAUCCUCAGUUGAGCAGCCUUUACACUUUGGUCAAUUCCUCAUCAAACGCGACUGCAUUGCUGGCAAACGCCAACAACUUCACAUUCCUUGCGCCGAGCAAUGAUGCUAUUUCGAAAUUCAAUGCCCAGAACCCAGGUGUUCUGAACGGUACUCAGAUACUACCGAAUAUCCAGUAUGGACUUCUCAAAGGCGGGUAUCCGACGCUCUCGAUCUCAAGCACGCCGCAAUUCAUCCAGAGCAACUUGUCUGACUCCACAUAUGCCAACGUCACCGGGGGACAGGCAGUUGAGCUCGUCUUAGGAAGUGAUGGCACGCCUGAGGCGAUAACAGGGAAUCGAAGCAUCAGCACUUCAUCAGGCUCCGAUAUUCCCUGCGUCGGUGGCAUCGUCCGUAUAAUCAACUCUGUCCUCUCGAUCCCUGUUACCACUGUGAUGGAGAUCACAAAUGCGAACCUGCAGUACUUCAUUGCCAUAUUAAAUGCCGAUGGGUAUCUGAGUAGCAGCGCGACAUAUGUGAAUCAAGUCCUCGAUUUGCACGAUGUCACUUACUUCAUUCCCAACUCUGCAGCCGCUCUCGCUGGUGCCACCCAGCUCGCUCAAAACUCCUCUGCAGCUGACCUCGAAGCCGUGUUCGAAUACCACAUCGUCCCAGGAUCCGUCAACUACAGUCCGAUGCUGAAAAAUGGAAUGAGCUUGAAGACCCAGCAGGGGACAAACCUCCAGAUAACAAUCCAGGGUGGAGAUAUAUAUGUCAAUGCCGCGAAAGUCAUCGCAUCAGACUUGAUGGUUGCGAACGGAGUCGUGCACGUGCUUGACAACCUCCUAAACCGCUUCGACACUUCCGGACCCCCAAAGCCCACCGCAACAGCAUCUACGACAUCCAACCCAGCUCCAACCUCAACCCAAAACUCCAUCACCACCCCAACUUACACCUCCAGCGGCGGGAACAGCGGCAUGUCCACCGGCGCCAAAGCCGGGCUGGGAGUCGGUGUCGGCGUCGUCAGCCUCGCGCUCAUCUCUACCCUCGCCUUCCUCAUCUACCGGCACCGCCGCAACAAGGCAGCAGCAACAGCCGCAGCGCCCUGGGACAACAGCUCCAUGUCGGGCGCGACCGCAUCGCCAUUCAACAAAUUCUACGUUCAGCGGGGCCAGGUGCAGCGACAAGAAGAUCCAGGAUUGGGAUUGCAGAGUACGGGGAUGCAGCAGCAGUAUGGAGCGGAUUCGGGGGUUGCGGGGAGGGAGUAUGGACAGGUUGAUGGGCCGGCCAUUCCGCCUCGGAGUCCGAGUAGAGCAUUGAGGGGGGAUGGGAGCUAUUUUUGAUGAGUUGAGGGGUGGAGAGGGGAGGAUGAUUGUGGAAUAAUGGAUGGCUGGAUGUAUAUAGCUAUACCCCUUACGACUUUCAUGCUGUUGUGGGCUUUGAAAUGUUGAUAUCUUGUGGCAGGCGAACUCAUAUAGAAAUCUAUCAUUACUCAAUUUAGUUAAUGUCAAAUGUGGAACAUCUUCGAAGUGAG